AUGAGUGAAACCAAAGUUCAGAACCUUCUUCUUGAGAAAAAGAAAAGCAAAAGAAACCUAAUCGAAAUCUUUAUGGGAUCGAUCGUGAAGCCAAUGUUUGGUGACAACUUAGCAACAAUUGGAACAAACAUUGGUGGUCUACUCUUCCUCAUAGAAACCCUAAGAAGAUACUUCCCUAGACAGCUCACGAUCACGAUCCAAGAAAUCCUCGUCAGCAUAUUCCAACGUUUACCCUUUUUCAAGAAAUGUUCUGAGAAGACUCUUGCGUUCUUUUCACCUUACGCUCAGAUAAGGUUCAGCGAAAUCGAGGAGUAUAGAUACAACUAUGCUUACUCUGCCAUCAAGACCUACCUUGGCGCACAAGUUAACUCUCAAGUGAAGAAUCUCAAGGCUAGCCAGAUGAAGGGGAGAAAGUCUUUGGAUGUCAAACGUGACGAUGAUAAAGUUGAGGAUGAGUACGAAGGUGUGAAGAUAUGGUGGGAGGUUCUAAAACUCGGGAGUGAUGUAAACGUGUGUAAGCUUACUUUCCAUAGAAGUAACUGGGAGAUUGUGACUGGUUCCUAUUUGAAAUACGUUGUGGAAGAAGGUAAGUCCAUUGAAGAAAGGAAGAAGAGGAUUAAGCUUCAUAUGAACAAUCCAAGCGCUAACUGGGAGAUGCUUACGAUAAAUCUAUGGAGUAACAUUGAUUUUGAGCAUCCAGCAACUUUUGAAACAAUGGCUAUGGAUCCUAAGAAGAAAGAAGAGAUUAUAAAUGACCUUUUGGCGUUUAGAGACGGUGAAGAGUAUUAUAAGAAGAUUGGGAAAGCUUGGAAGAGGGGUUACUUGCUGCAUGGUCCUCCGGGGACAGGUAAGUCCACUAUGAUCGCAGCUAUGGCGAAUCUAAUGAGUUAUAGUAUCUUUGAUCUCGAGCUAACGUCGAUAGGGAACAACUGGGAACUCAAGAGGCUGUUGCUAGGUACGAGUAGUAAGUCAAUCAUUGUGAUUGAGGAUAUAGACUGUUCCUUGGACCUCACGGGAGAGAGGGGAGUUAAAGAUGAGAGCAGUGCAGAGAAAAAGAAAGAGAAGAAGAAGAAUGCAGUUACACUCUCAGGCUUAUUGAAUUUUAUAGAUGGGCUUUGGUCGGCUUGUGGACAAGAGAGGAUACUUGUGUUUACAACGAACCAUUUGGGGAAACUUGACCAAGCUUUGAUCAGAAGAGGUCGGAUGGAUAUGCAUAUAGAGUUGUCUUAUUGCAGAUUUGAAGCGUUCAAGAUUCUUGCCAAGAACUAUCUGAAUCUUGAUUCACAUAUCUUGUUUGGUAAGAUUGAGUGUUUGCUGGAAGAAAUGAAUAUGACACCGGCGGAUGUUGCGGAGAAUUUGAUGGUGAAAGAUGGUGAAUCUGAUGUUGAUGGAACACUCAAGGGUUUGAUCCGAGCUUUGGAACAGAUGAAGUUGAACCAGAACUCAAAUGAACAACAGAAGGAUGUUAACCAAGUUUAG
Eruca vesicaria subsp. sativa (arugula) is the source of this 1479-nucleotide messenger RNA. Lineage: Eukaryota; Viridiplantae; Streptophyta; Magnoliopsida; Brassicales; Brassicaceae. The record is from the annotation of a GenBank genome assembly.